Linum trigynum is the source of this 5996-nucleotide messenger RNA. NCBI's taxonomy places the organism in Eukaryota, Viridiplantae, Streptophyta, Magnoliopsida, Malpighiales, Linaceae. The record is from the annotation of a GenBank genome assembly.
ACAUACAUAUUUUAUGUAGGUGAAAGAAGUGUAUAAUUAAUUAGGUUGAUAUAUAUGAUUCUUUCUCAAUCCAAAGGUAAAAAUCAUCGAUAAUCAACAAGUCAUUGGCAAAAACUAUUGUUCACCAGAGAAAACACGUCUCUACAAAUAGAUAAAAAUCUCAACAAGAAGAAGAAAGAAAAAAAAAUUCUUCAUAUUUUUGCUUAGAAAAAGAUAUCGCACACACAUCUCACCGGCGGGCGCCUGGAACUUUUUGUCCUCCGGCCGGUUGCCCAACUUCUCUUCAAUGGAAAUAACCAACCACCCAACAACAACAACAACGAGUACCGUUCCUUCUUCAUCAGACCCUCAAUCUUCAUUCAUCACGGCUGAAACCUACGUUGUCCAAAUCCCUAAAGACCAAAUCUACCGCAUCCCACCAAAUGAGAAUGCCGCCAUUGCCGAAAGUCGUCGACCACCACAACAAGCCUCCAAAAAGAAGAGCACAUCAUCAUCAUCAUCAUCUUGUUGUUCCAAAUCUUGUUAUUGUUGUGUCUUUCUUGGCAUAUUCAUCGUCGUGGUGGCCAUCAUCAUCUACCUUUUAACUUUCUUCUUCCAACCAAAAAACCCCAAGUUCCAGGUCGUCAACCUAUUCGUAUCCACAACAAACCAUCCCAAGACUAUUACAUACCGAUUUCGGGUAGGGGUUCGGAACCUUGACCAGAGAUCAGGGGUAUCAUUUGAGAAAGGAGGGCAGACAUCGCUUUUAUUCAUGCAACGUGAAAUUGGGCAAGGGAAGUUCCCGACGUUCCAUCAGGACAAAGCUGGAGCUUCGACGAUUUUGGUUACGUUAACCGGUUCAAAUAAUCGCACUGUAUUGCCCAUGCAGGUUCAAAGCAGCUUGAAUGGCACAUCGAAAAAGCACGUGCCUUUAGUUUUGAGCAUGAAUUUGUUGGCAAGGAUGAGAAUAAGUUUGCUCAGCGAAGGGGAUGCACGACUAUCUGUUGUGUGCGAGUUGGUUGUUGACACUUUGCGGAAAGGGUCGACACAGAUCCUGUCACAGAGUUGUUUAGUCCGUCGCUAGCUAUGUAUGUGUGUAUAUAAAUGAAUUAACAACUUGAUCUUUAAUUUUCUUAGUAUAUGCAUAUAUAUACACUUAUCUAUAUAUGUUAGAAAAAAGUUUGCAUGGUUUGAUCCUUUCUAAGUCAAGCCAUUAGUUCUUUUAGUUUAGUUUUAGGAAUUUUUCCAGAUGUUCUCCAUCUAGUUUAUUAUUUUUUGGUGGAAAUUUUGUAUGUUUAAUGCAUAGUGUUUAAAAAAAAAAAAGACUAAUGAUUGUUAUUUGACUUACACCUCUCGAAACAAUGUUCAAAUGAGGGUAUUCGACUGGGCGAAAAAAAUUUACAUUAAGUUACACCUGCUCAUAUGGACACAUUGAUAAAGAGCUCCAUGACUACUCUACCACGACUCUCCAAAGGACACAUUAAUAGAGAUUUUUUUUAAAGUCGGAGAAAGAUAAAAAUGCAAGAAAGUGUUUUGAGUGUUGAAUUUGUCGUCCAAACUCGUCGUCACUUCAAAUGCUUAUACCAAAGUAUUUGUUCUUUGAAAUAAUUUUUAUGUUGAAAGAACCGAAUCAAAAGAUUUGGAAUUGGUGUCAUCACUGAAGAAUAAUCACGGUGAAGGUGCGUGGGUCGCCAUUGAUCGGUUAACUUGCACAUGAACAGAAAACCCAGGCUGAAUAAUUAGGAUUCGCCUUCCAACGAUCAAAUCAGUGACCGAAACCUAAAAAGGGAUGAGAGAGAAGCUAUGUGGUACACAAAGAUAAUUCUUUACUCAUAAUGGGGCUCGAAGGCGUAGUAAUUAUAGGUAAAUGAGAGGGCAUUAGGAUUUGGCGUGCCCAAUGGGCGAAUAUGGUCGUUGAACAUCCUCGUUUCCAUCGGGAUUCCCACAUUCUUGACAAACACUACAAAUUUUGUUAUUCUUUUUCCUGUGGGGACCACACUCACUUGGAGGUGGGAUCUUUCAACCAUCAUCUGUAAGGUGACUGAUGAAAUUAAAUUUUUUACUAUACAUGACUUGAGUAGGAUGCAAGUUGUCAACACGUGCUCUUACCACCCCCCGGAGAGUUGGUUUACACCCUUUCGUGUGCCCAUAAUAGAUGAUUGAAUAAGUUAGGCCCUUGGGUCCUGAGGUCUGAACAUGUUUAAGGAGUUCUUCAAGCGAGAAUUUUUUUGGUUCAGAGGCUGGGGAGACAAGCCAAUGAUCGGCUCGAUGAGGUCGGAAUGCUAGAAAUGUUCAGUGUCAAGCGAGUGCAAGUUGAUGUACUCAUGAGGGAGUUACUAGCCACCCUCUAAGUCUAUCUUUACCACCCAGUCUAGCUAGAAUUGAAUAAGAUAUAUCCUAGCUAGGAGUUAGAGCGGGUAAAUUCCCAAAAUAUUGUUAUUUUUUUUUAUUUACCACCAAUAUGGUUGUUUUAAAUUAAUUGACAUAUAUAUAUUGUGUUUUUGUGGGUAAGACAUGCGUUUCCGCAUCAGCCUGAUGCAGACCCGCAACAUUUGUAUUUUGAUGUAAAAAGGGCGGACCCGCGUGGGACUGGUGCGGAGACGCUGUGUUUCUUCUAAAGUGCGCUGACAGAUUCCCUGAACUUUGACCAGCGGACCCGCAUUAGUCUCAUGCGGAUUCACUGCCUUUUUUACCCCACUCCAGCAUAUAUAUCUCCCUCCUUUCUCUUCCUUUCAGUAUCACCACACCAAAAACUGAUACGAAAACGAGAGGGAGGAGCUUUGUUGGUUGAUGCAAAGAUGGCUAGGUAAGAGACACAUUUAUUUUUGUAACUAUAUUAUUAAAAUGCUAUUGUAAUUUUCUUUAGUUAGUAACACUACAAGAAAACCUAGCUUUAGAGACAAAUGUUUAGAGACUCUUAUUGUAUUAGUCUCUAUAACUAGCCUUUAGAGGCAAAAAUAUUAUUUGUCUCAAUAGGUGAAAUUAUUUGUCUCCAUUUUAUAAUAUUCUCUUAUAAUUUAUGUAAAAUAAAUUAAAAUAAUAGCUUUAGAGAUAUUUAUCCUUUUGUGUUUAUAUAAUCUAUAAAUCAUACCUAUGGGGACAAAUCUAAUUGCGUUUAGAAACAAAUAUAAAUGUUAUUUAUUGUAUAUUUUGCAGAGACAAAUAUCAUAGUUUUUAGAGGUAAGUUUAUAUGUCACUGACUCGCUAUGACACAACUCCUAACAAUGGCCAAGUGUAACCAAUGGAAGGACUGCAGUAUAGUGGCUCAAGUAAUAAAUAUCGAAUCAACGGGUCUCUAGAGUUACUAUUACUCAGCUUCAGUUCAUUAUUUAGCAAACCAGAUUAAUAAGGAAGAACUAAAACUACUCUAGCAAACUACAGUUAAAGUUAAUCUAAUUACAGGUUGGGAACUCACUUAGGUAUGAUUCCCCCUAGCCACUAGCCAGAUUAAUGAUUGAUGAUCUCUAACCUGUUUCACUUUCAUUCACAAUGCGGAGAAUCCUUGACUAGACCUUGAGUCUAGACUAAAGGACCAAGGCCCUCUUGAGUCAAUUGCCUAGAGGGACGUAUCCUUCUCUAGAACAACGGAUCAAGGCGUUCUGAACUAGACUCCCUCUAUCGAAAGAGGUUCUCAAUCUAUACAAAGCAGUGAAUCAACCCUCGACUAAAGCAAUCGAUCCACUACUAUCAAUCUUUGGUGCUCUAUUGACCUAAUCAGGUAUUCACUCUCAUAGGGUCAAAGCAGAAUCAAUAAUCUCUGCUAAAGCAGAAUUGAAUCAUGAAAACAUGCAUAGAUUGAAUAUGAACUCAAGGUUAUCAAGUCAGAGUACUCAUACAAUCAUCUAAUCAAACAAACAUAGCUAGGGUUCCUCAAAACCUAAGUGAAGGGAAGUUACUCCAAAGAGAAGAGAGAGACUGCAGUAAGAAUCUUCAGAUGAUCAGUCUUCAAGUCCGGGCUUGUUCCUCAAGCUUCCAAGGGAAAGAAAUCCUCCAGUUCCACUCUUAGAAUGCCCUCAAAUCGCCCUCUCUCUCUUUGGUUCGUCCCUUGGGUGUUUGGGAUCAAAACCCAGCUCCCCCUCUCCUUUGGCUCGAAAUUGCCUUAAAACCAGAAAUCCCCGACUCACACGGCCAGGCCACACGGCCGUGUGACUUUCCCAGGCUGCCAAUGUGAGUUUGCAAAAUGCAGCGUUUCGAUAAGUGACUUCAGGCUUCCUACACGGCCACGACCCACACGGUCGUGUGGACUUCCAGGGUGCCCGUGUGAGUUCCCUGGAAUUUCCACACGGCCACAAGGGGUCCCCUACACGGCUGUGUGGCUUUUAGGCAUGCCCGUGUGACUUCUCAGCUUCUCGCCAAACGUCCAAACUUCGUCUAAUCGACCCCGAACUCGUUCCCAAACCUUCAUUCACGUACUAGGACCUGAAAUAUCACAAACAAGCACAACCUAGCGUGAAAUCGGCCUAAAAUGCGAGAAUCGACAUCUCAACCGGCUCAAGAAUAGGGGUUAAAACAUGUGUAAUUAACGGUCUAUCAGUCACCUAUAUGUAUAUCAUAUAGAGACAAAUCUAAUAAUUUUUUAGAUACAAAUAUAAAUAUCACUAAUAGUUAUGUCACAAAUUUAAUAGUCUUUAGAGACAAAUACAAAAUAUCACGAAUAAUUAUAUCAUAUACAAACAAUCUAAUAAUUUUUAAAGAAAAACACAAAUUGCUUAUCAUAAUUAUCCUCCCAACCUCUCAAGUCAACAGUGUUUCGGAAAAUCCGCCUAAUUUUUUGGUUUGAAAUUUGAAAUCCGCCAAUUUUUUAAGUCCAUUGUUCUAUUCUAUAUGUAUCGUUUUGCUUCCCCUCCAGUUAUUCCCCUUUGUGUGGAACCCUAAUUGUUUCACCCUCCUCACACCCAACAGCUUUUCCUUCCUUCUUCAACGUCGGCGACGCCUCCGAAAACUCCCAUCAAUCAUCGCCAUCUUCCUGAUCCAGGUCUCCCAAUCUUCGUUGUCCAAUCCUUCCCCGCUCCAGGUCGCCAAAUCCCUCUAUAGAACUCGCCCCUUGUCACUCUGUGUCCAUCUGCCUUUGACAAUCAGGUUCAACUGAAGUUCUGGUUAAUUUCUCUUUCUGCUUCUGAAAAAGCACCUGUACUCGCCAUAUAUAUCUCAGCAUCAUCGUCUAUUUUGUUUAAGUUUGUAAGAUUCGGUAUGCGUGUUCCUUAUUUCACUGUUUGUUGGAAAAUGUUGUGUUAGGAUUUUGGCAUGGCGGAGAUUGAGAUGGAUUAAUAGAGUGGAGUUGUUCAAGAUGCACUGAGCUUCUGCCAUCUGCAUAGUCUGUUUGCUUUCUGCCAUUUAUAUUGGAAUUAUGCAAUUGAGUAAUCUUGGUAUUUUAGUUAUCAGGUCUUUGCACAACUAUGCUCGAACUGUGUUAGUUUAGAGUACUUGUGUUCUGGGUUCAUGUUUCUUUUCCUUUGAAUCCCCUUAUUUACUUGUCAUGGUCUUCUUGCCGGUCUCUUUGAUUUUAUAUGCAGUUAUGGGUUGCCUUGAAGGCUGAAAUGCUUGACAGUUUCAGUAUGUUUACUUAUUCUUGAUUCAAACUUUCACAGACAUGUUUCAUGAAUUAGUUUAGCUGUAUAUGAAAUGGUUGAGCAGCAACGAUAGUUGAAAACAGGGCAACUGGAGUGAAGUUUUCCAGAUUCGAAUCUCGGGUUAAUGCCUUGGCUCAGAGAUCUCGACUCUCCUUGUCCUGAGAAACAACCAAAUCCAAGCAACAACUGCUACCCUGAACGGAUUAACUUUUGGAUGAUCGAGCAAUGAGUUUUGUAGAUCCUUUAUGUAUCUAUUGCGGUUUUUGUAUAGUAUCGUAUUAUUAUGAGCUUAUAUAGUUAUGAAUGUACUAGACACCUAUGUACACGGAUUGUAAGCGGUCUCCUGACCAUCAAAUAUUUCUACACGCUACUUUGUUGUAUGUAUUCUGAAAUAUUAUUGGUUGAAUUGCUUCAUAAAGUUGCUCUCAAUGAACUUAAAUUUCUUGG